Adineta steineri is the source of this 2712-nucleotide messenger RNA. The record is from the annotation of a GenBank genome assembly. NCBI's taxonomy places the organism in Eukaryota, Metazoa, Rotifera, Eurotatoria, Adinetida, Adinetidae.
AUGGCUGAUACAUCAAGAGAAAAAAUCUAUGGUGUUGGCACAUCAGAACGGAAUACUCGUCUAUUACGUAUUAAAGUUUUACGAGCAAUAGAAUUACAGAGACGAGAUUUUCUCGGUGGAUCUGGUGAUCCAUAUGUUAAAAUUUCACUACAAAUCCGUGAAAAUCGUAAUUCAACUAUUGAUGUUGCACGCACACGUACAGUACCAAAAACACUUAAUCCAUUAUGGAAUCAAGACUUUAUUUUUCGUGUUGAUCCAAGUAAACAUCGUCUUCAAUUUGAAAUCUAUGAUCAAAAUAAACUUACAAAAGAUGAAUUUCUUGGUAUGUUUUUUGUCGAAUUAAAUACUCCAAUCCCAUAUGAAUCAGCUGAACAAUCCAUGUUAACAAAAGAUUAUUCCUUAUUAAAACGAAGUGUUCUUCAACGUGUUCGUGGUAAAGCAACAGUUGGAUUAGCUUAUAUAAAUCCUAGUACAGCAUUAGCACGAGAAGAAUCUGUUGAAAAUGAAAAUAAUCAACAACCUGAAGCUGGAUUUGAGAUUAUUAAUCAUCGUGAUAUACCUCAAUCAUUAACUGAAAUACCUUUACCAGCAGGAUGGGAAGAACGAAAAGAUGCGGCUGGUCGAACUUAUUAUGUUGAUCAUACCACACGAACAACAACUUGGAGUCGUCCAACUGGAGAAACUGCAACAACUUCGGAACGAUCUCAACAACAAGUUAGUGAUCGACAUCAAGUUGAUGAUAUUGAUGGCAAUAAUUCUCAAACAAAUACUCCACCAACAAGCAGUUCACGUCAUCCAGCAACAGGAGCUACGAAUGCUGCUGCUGCAGCUGCCGUUAUAGCAGCAAAUUCAAAUACAGUAGAUGAUCUUGGUCCGAUGCCAGCUGGUUGGCAAUUAUCUAAAACAGAUAAUGAACGUAUGUUUUUUAUUGAUCAUGUUAAUAAACGAACAACAUGGAUUGAUCCACGAACUGGUAAAUCAAGUCCACUACCAGCUGCACAACGUGAAAUUAAUCAAAAUGGACCCUUACCUGCACAUUGGGAAGUUCGAACAUUACCUGAUGGUCGUGUUUAUUAUAUAGAUCACUUAAAUAAAAAUACAACUUGGACUGAUCCACGUAUAGCAGGACCGACAGUACCAUAUUCACGUGAUUAUGAAGCUAAAUAUCGUUUAUUUCGUCGUAAUUUACCACGAGCUAAACCAAAUAUUGGUAAUCAAGUUGAAUUACAUGUUAAUAGGAAAGAUAUUAUGGAAACAUCAUUUCGAGCUGUUAUGGGUAUCAGAGACACUGAAAUAUUAAAAACAAGACUUUGGGUUAUAUUCGAUGGUGAACGUGGUUUAGAUUAUGGCGGUUUAAGUCGUGAAUGGUUUUUAAUACUUUCACGUGAAAUAUUCAAUCCAUAUUAUGGCUUAUUCGAAUAUAGUGCUAUUGACAAUUAUACACUUCAAGUAAACCCAUUGUCUGGUUUAUUUAAUGAAGAACAUAUAAAAUAUUUUCGUUUUAUUGGACGUAUUAUUGGUAUGGCUAUUUAUCAUGGGAAAUUACUUGAAGCAUUUUUUAUUCGUCCAUUUUAUAAAAUGUUACUUUCGAAACCGAUUACACUCGCGGAUAUGGAAACAGUUGAUCGAGAAUAUUAUCAAUCAUUAAAAUAUAUUGUUGAUAAUGAUCCAACAGAUUUAGAUCUAUAUUUUGUUGUUAGUGAAGAAAUAUUAGGUGAAUUACGUGAACAUGAACUUAAACUUGAUGGUCAACAUAUACAAGUAACUGAAGAAAAUAAACAAGAAUAUAUUGAUUUGGUUAUUAAUUAUCGAUUUGUCCAACGAAUGGCAACACAAAUGAAUGCAUUAAAACAAGGUAUUCAAGAAAUCUUACCACUUGAUACUAUUAAACUGUUUGAUGAAAAAGAAGUUGAACUUUUAAUUAGUGGACUUGGAGAAAUAAAUGUUAAUGAUUGGCGAACAUAUACAAUGUAUAAAGGAGGUUAUACACCAGAAGCUCUAGUAAUACAAUGGUUUUGGAAGGCUAUUGGAUCUUUUAAUACUGAAGAACGUACUCGUUUUCUUCAAUUUGUAACUGGUACAUCUCGAUUACCGAUGAAUGGUUUUCGAGAAUUAUGGGGUUCAUCGGGUCCACAAUUAUUCACUAUUGAAAAAUGGGGUGAUCGAACAAAAUUACCACGUGCUCAUACCUGUUUUAAUCGUAUUGAUCUACCACCUUAUGAAAACUAUCAAGAAUUACGACAAAAACUAACGCAAGCAAUGGAAAUGAGUGAAGCAUUUGAAGGAAGACUUUUAAAACCAUCUUGGUGUCCACCGAAUGCAAUUUUUGGUCCAAUUUGGACAAUAGUCUAUCUUCUUAUGGGUAUUGCUUCGUAUUUAAUUGUUCGUGAUGGUGAAGGAUCAGUAAAAACACUUACAUUAGUAUUUUAUUUCAUACAAUUAUUUCUUAAUUGGAUAUGGUCACCAGUAUUUUUCGUUUUUCAUCAAAUAGGAGGUGCACUCGUCAUCAUACUUGCUUUAUUUAUCAAUAUUUUUAUUUGUGUUUUACAAUUUUGGCAUAUUAAUUCUUAUGCUGGAACGCUUCUAUUACCUUAUCUUAUUUGGGUUGGAUAUGCUUCAGCAUUGAAUAUGUCAAUAUGGCAACUUAAUUCACCAUAUGCUCAACCACCGCCGCGCCGUCCACGUCCAGCAGUAGAUCCAUAUGAACAAUAG